Molecule: messenger RNA, 1674 nt
Organism: Nematostella vectensis (starlet sea anemone)
Lineage: Eukaryota; Metazoa; Cnidaria; Anthozoa; Actiniaria; Edwardsiidae
Exons: 6
Coding region: 494-1507 (337 amino acids)
Source: RefSeq, a predicted model, not a curated record
GAGAGUUUAUGGAACAUCGAAAAAGGCAGUUAUACAAGUAUUGUAAAAAAUGAUAUUAGAGUUUGAUACAAGUAUUGUGCCUGUACCCAAACUCUGUUAUGAGAAGAGAUACGAGAGUUAUGUUCAAGCUUGCAUUCUAAUACAGGUAUUGUGAGAAAUGAUUCCGGAGAAGUCGUCCCAGAACGAAAACAAGAAAAGAAUAUGAAAUGUAUUGUCUAUCAGAGUUUUAUCAUAUAACCAGUAACAUGUCGCACCCACCAACAGCAAGAGAAACAUGAAAUGACCGCGUGAGGCUUUUUUUCAUAUGGUGACUAUUUGCACAGAUGAGACUAGAUGUCUUAUCCCGUCUCAAACUAACUCGUGAGUGACGUUAUUUGCUAAAGUCGCAGGUAUAAAUACAGCCUUCCACGAACUCUAAAAGUUCAUACUUCGGAGUCACUUCCACGGAAAACAGUGUGCGCAGCAAGUUGACUUUACAAACGGGCUCUCAAGAAUGGCUAAAGCGCUCCUACUGGUGCUGGCGGCAGCCAGUGCCUUACUGAUGUCAUGCCAGGCGUGGAUAGAUGUGAAAGACAGGAUCAAAGGUAGAGUGAUCCACCUGGAGACCUUGCUCCAGCGAGGGCGAUGGCUCUGGCAGAACGACAACCUAGAUGCUGACGGUUCAAGAUACUUUUUUAUUGACGAGCUCCCCGAACGGGACACUUACUAUCACCCACGGGUGCAAUUCAUGGUAACAGAGUGUAACAGCUAUCUCUGUCUGGAGCCUCUGUCACUUCGGGACUACUACCUGGCGGCAGGAUUCCCCGCUGGUGUGCCGAACAAGUACACAGUGAAACUGCAGCAUUCCGUGUACCCUGCUGGAGAUAUUCGCUUUUUCUGGAAGUUCUUGUGCGAGGACGAGACGUUGGAAAAAUGCAAGGUUGUCCCGAUACGAUUUGAAAGCGAGGGAUGGCUGAUGGUGGCUGAUAAUUGGGGGAAUCCUAAUGGUUAUAAUGGAGGCCAUUACGAUGCUACAUUGGGGAAGGACCUUAGUGACGCCUACUUCCGUAUCCACGCACCCAACCCCACAGAUGGAUACAAUGUAGUCUACAGUAACUCAAACACUGGGACAAGCGAGCAAAGCGCCAGUUACAGCGUGACAAUGGGUGUGUCCAAGACCCACACGACAAGCCAUACUGUUACCGUAACUGUGUCCAUCGAGGUGGGAGGCGCCUUUAAGGCUUUCUCUGCCAGUGCGUCGACCACAAUCUCAAAUUCUUGGGCGACAACCGACUCGACAACAUUCUCGACGUCUAAGACAGUUCAGCACAGCCUGACCCUGCCUCCCCGUACGACAAUUAUCCUCAAGCAGCUGAUUGGUCACUACGCGGGCGAGUUUGACGUCGGCGAUGACCAGUUCAUGAUCGAAGAAAUACCGCUGGAUGGCGGUCCUGCUCGCAGGCGAAUCGUUAGGAUCUCUCCCAGUGGCCAACAGUUUGAGGAACCAAACAAAUUGGCGAUGUGUUAGUAGAGGAACUACCGGAUGACCCGGAACUUCCUUGGCAGCAUUUUCAUAGAGCAAAACCAUUAUAUUAAUGUGUCAUUAGUAAAAUGAGAAUGAUACUAAUAAAGAUAUGUGAUAUUGUAUGAAAUUUCCUAGGAUUUUAAUGAAUAAAGGGAUCUUGGAAUGCAAAA